Serinus canaria (Common canary) is the source of this 989-nucleotide messenger RNA. It is a transcript of the gene UBE2B, whose product is annotated as ubiquitin conjugating enzyme E2 B. Gene Ontology annotation, molecular function: ubiquitin conjugating enzyme activity. Gene Ontology annotation, cellular component: HULC complex. The transcript is spliced from 6 exons. The record is from RefSeq and is a predicted model, not a curated record. NCBI's taxonomy places the organism in Eukaryota, Metazoa, Chordata, Aves, Passeriformes, Fringillidae. Bases 92 to 550 code for a protein of 152 amino acids. Gene Ontology annotation, biological process: DNA repair; proteasome-mediated ubiquitin-dependent protein catabolic process; protein polyubiquitination.
CCGGCCCCGCCCCGCGCGCGGAGCCGCCAUUGCGGGUUGUUUGUGCGGGCGCGCAGCGAGCGCGGGCGGGAGGCGGCGCCGCGGCUCCGCCAUGUCCACCCCGGCGCGCCGCCGCCUGAUGCGCGACUUCAAGAGAUUGCAAGAAGACCCUCCUGUGGGUGUCAGUGGUGCACCAUCUGAGAAUAACAUAAUGCAAUGGAAUGCAGUUAUAUUUGGGCCAGAAGGGACACCUUUUGAAGAUGGUACUUUUAAACUAGUAAUAGAAUUUUCUGAAGAAUAUCCAAAUAAACCUCCAACUGUUAGGUUUUUAUCAAAAAUGUUCCAUCCAAAUGUGUAUGCAGAUGGCAGCAUAUGUUUAGAUAUUCUUCAGAAUCGCUGGAGUCCAACAUAUGAUGUUUCAUCUAUUUUAACUUCAAUUCAGUCUCUGCUUGAUGAACCCAAUCCAAACAGUCCAGCAAACAGUCAGGCAGCACAACUUUACCAGGAGAACAAACGUGAAUAUGAGAAAAGAGUUUCAGCUAUUGUCGAACAAAGUUGGAAUGAUUCGUAACAGCUGCUGUGUUACUCUCCAUCCUCAUAAUCAUUAUGUACAAUUUAAUUCUCAAUAGAAAGGCUACCAGAAAUUUCAAGUGCCACAGUUCUAUGAAUUUGCAUAAAAACUCAUUUGCAAACAAAAUUAAGCCCUCCAGUUUAGGGGAAGCUAAAAGCUUGUGUAUCUCAAUUAACGUCCUUUUUAUUGCAUGGUAAGAACUAAGUUAUUGCUACAUAAAUUUGUAAUAUAUCCUGUUUGUAUUUUUUUUCCAAGUGUAUAAUGUUGGUGUGGAGUUUUCAUGACAGAAUAUACACAUUUUGUAAAUCUGUACUUUUUCAAAUAUUGAAUGCCUUAUUUUUGAAUUCUUUAGAUUUUUAAAUUGGAGAAAAGCACUUAAAAAGUUUUUAUAUAUGAAUAUUUCAUGUAAAACUGUUAAAUACAUAACCUUAGUGCAAGA